AUGUACAUCUUAUCAUUUCUCUUGUUUUUACCAUUUAUAUUUUCACAGUAAGUUUUGUCUUGCGAAAUUUUUUUAAGGUAAAAAAAAAUUUCAGAAAUGAUCCUGCACAAUUUCAAAAUCUUCUCACAAAUUUCUUCAAAAUGUCUUCCAAUUAUAAAUUGACACCAAGAACAACAUCGAAUUAUGCAACAGUUUGAACUUUUUUCAUUUUUUUUAAAGAUUCAAAAUAAUUUCUCAAAUCUGUUUUUUUCAGCCAAUUAAUUAUAAAUACAUCGAUCGAACUGAAUAUGCCGUAAAUCGCCGCAUUUUAUCAAAGGUGAUUAGCGAAUAAGUUUAUUAGAACAAGAAAAAACAAGAUUUUUCAAGGUUUUUGAAAGUGAUCUUGUUCUAACGAAACCGCAAAUGGAAGAUGUUAUUGAUACAUUUCGAUCAAGAAUCACAGGAACACCAAAGAGGGUGAAAAGAAAUGCGGCGAUUGGUGGAGACAAAUAUCGAUGGCCGAAUUCGACUGUUCCUUUUGAAUAUAAGGAUAAUUCGAGUAGGGUUAUUGAUUUUCAUGAUAUCAGAGAGGGAAUCGGAAAUCUGGAAUAUUCAUAAAGCUUUUGGAGUUAAAGUAACUUCUGAAUUCUAGGCAUGAGAUGAUAUUUUCUAAAAGAAUUAUUUUUAAUUUUUUUAAAUAUAAAAUCUGUUUAGUUUUAGCCAAAUUCAAGCACAGAAUCAAAUUUUUUUCCAAUUUUUUUUGAAGAUCAAUCAUCUACUUGAGAUUUCCUGAAAGAGUUGGGAAAUUGAAAAAUUCAGAAAAUUCUAGACAGGUUCAUUUUCAGAUUUUUAAAAAUCAAAUAUCUUAUGAAAAUUUCACCUCGAAAUUUUAAGACAAAAUUUAUCAAAACUUUAUUUCCAGCCGAAUGGAGAGAAAUUGUCAGAAAUGGUAUGAAACGCUGGGAAAAAGAGACAUGCAUCAGAUUCCGAAAACACAACGGUGAAAAAGAUUAUGCAGUUUUCUUCAAAGGUGGAGGUUGUUACUCGAAUGUUGGUAGAACUGGGGGACGUCAGUAUAUUUCAAUUGGCUAUGGUUGUGAAGGGGUAAGUAUUUUUCAUUAGCCAAAAAAAAAUCCAGAAAGUUUUAGGCCGGUAUUGUUGCUCAUGAGAUCGGACACGCUUUAGGUUUUUGGCAUGAGCAAAGCAGACCAGAUCGCGAUCAAUUUAUUAAUAUCAACGAAGACAAAUUGAUGAAAGGAGUUCAGGGAAAUUUUGAGAAAAAAGAUGAUUUGCAAGCAACUGAUAUACCCUAUGAUCUUGGGAGUGUUAUGCAUUAUGGACCUCAGGCUUUUACAAAAGAUUUUCGAUAUGUGACGAUUGAAACUAAAGAUCAUCGUUUUCAACAUACAAUUGGACAACGGGGUGAUCUUUCGUUUACAGAUGUUAAGCAUGCCAACAAAUUAUACUGUAGUCGUGAGUAAAUUCUACCUGAAAUUUCGAAAAAUUCAUCAGAAUGUUCUCAAGAUAUCUGCACUCAAAAACUCUAUUGUGAAAAUGGCGGCUAUGAAGAUCCCUUAAAUUGUUCAAUGUGUAAAUGUCCUCCAGGACUUGGCGGACAACGUUGUGAACGUAUUGCUCCUAGUAAAUGUGAGUUUUUCUUUAUUGCUCUGAUCUCGAGUUCAAAAUUUUCAGAUGGUUGUGGUGGGGAAUAUUUCGCAUCGGCAAAUUGGCAAACAAUCACAAAUACAGAAGUGGGAGAGUGUCAUUGGCGUAUAAUUGUAAUUUUUUUAAUGAUUAUUUCAAAAAUAACCCAAACAUAUUUCAUUUCCAGGCUCCAUCUGGUCGAAUUCAUUUCGAAGUGAUUGACACAAAAUACAAAUGCGAUUCUUCAUGCGCUGAAAAUUAUUUAGAAAUCAAACAUUCUAAACAUGCAGAGAGAACUGGGUUCAGGUAACUUAGUUAAGUGUCAGAUCUGAAAAUAUUACAAGAAUUUUAGACAAUGUUGUAAUCCAGUUCCCGGGCGAAUUGUGUCGGAGAGUAACCAGGUUAUAAUCAAUAGUAUUUCUCAAGUUGCUCCAGCUAAUUUUACGAUCAGAUUUAUACUUGGUAAGUAUGUAUGAAUAACUGUAAAUUUUUGGGCUUCUGUGAUUUUCUCUAGUGAUGUUCUAUAUUUUGUUACAAAAAAAAGUUAACCUAACUCCGCCCUCCAAAAAUAUUUUUCUUGAGAUUCGGCAUCACAUGUUCCACCUCCACCAGCCGCUUGGGAAGGAAAUGGUGGAUUAACUGGACUUUGGGGAGCAAAUGAAGUUGGAAUUGAUAACACCUUGGAACAAGUUGUACUCAAAGAUCUACCAAGAGUUUUACAAAAUAGCAGAGGAAAACCAUCAAUUGGAUCAUUCUUCUCACUUCUUGACACAUUUUUAAAAUCCAAUAAUGGUGGAAAAUAA
Caenorhabditis angaria is the source of this 2426-nucleotide messenger RNA. The record is from the annotation of a GenBank genome assembly. NCBI's taxonomy places the organism in Eukaryota, Metazoa, Nematoda, Chromadorea, Rhabditida, Rhabditidae.